Messenger RNA from Dichomitus squalens LYAD-421 SS1, 3272 nucleotides. RefSeq names its product kinase-like protein. Bases 599 to 3232 code for a protein of 877 amino acids. The transcript has 9 exons. Gene Ontology annotation, molecular function: protein serine/threonine kinase activity; ATP binding. Gene Ontology annotation, biological process: peptidyl-serine phosphorylation; intracellular signal transduction. Lineage: Eukaryota; Fungi; Basidiomycota; Agaricomycetes; Polyporales; Polyporaceae. The record is from RefSeq and is a predicted model, not a curated record.
AGCAACCAGCUCGGCUGACGACUGCCUGUGCUCGCCAACACGACCAGCGUCGUGCCGCUGGCGAGCAAUCUUGGCCUUGGGCUCCUUGGAAUGAAUGCCAGCGACCUUCGGACUCGCUCCAUUCGUAUACUCUUUCGCUUGCACAUAGCGUGGCCUCACAAACGCGGACAGUUGCAGUGGACGGCAGGCGUCCCUAGAUAUUCGCACCAUCGAGGGCCCAUCGUGCCCAGCGCUCGCGUUGGCCUGCGCCAGCUCAUCCGUAGGAUCUAUCCUCGGAAGUGUUCGGUAUUGUGAUGACGUAGUUCAAUCCUACUCUUCACAUUCCAAGUCCGUCCCCUGCUGCGGAUCGUUACUAGACAAGAGAAUGCGUGAGCGCACCCUGCGUCGAUAUAGGUCAUUUAGGUCCCACUUCGAUUUUCACCAGUCAAUUCGUGAUGGGCCCAGCGAGGAGGUCAGCCUACCGAUCACCGCCAGCCCCCCCAAUCUGCCGUGAAAUUACAGUCCAAGGGCCGAUACACCUCAUCGACUGCGCUACCUGUGAAACCCUACUUACCGGCAGCUUCAAGACACAAAGCACGCAUACGUGCGACGCGGAGCCAUGCAUGCCGUCAUGAAGCGCCUGACCCACUCCUUCAAGCCUCUCCUCGGUCGCGCCGGCAGGAGCAAGACAUCCAAGACGGGCUCCCAUCUCGGUGCUGGCGAGGACCGGAAGCAGGCGCCGGACUCAGUGCCCAUGAUCGCGGUCAUACCGCCGCUCGAGGACAUGCACGUGUACAUGGACGAGGACAAUCUGGGCAACCUGAUCAUGCGUGAUGUCCAGUGCCUCCCGGUCGUUGAGGAUAUCUUCGUCGCAUGCCGCUCGACCACGCUCGCGCACAUCUCUACAGAGGAAGCCGUCGACUCUAAGAGCAACGUGCAACCCUCCGAGCUCACGAAAGCCUCGGAACCCGAGCAGCCGAAGCCGUUGUCCGUCGCGGAACAGAGACGCAAGUUCAUAGCUAGUCUGCCUCUACCUCCACCCCCGCCCAUCAAGCCUGCCUGCCAGAUGCCCCCAGAGCUCCUCACAUGGAUGCAGCUCUUCCAAGGGGACAUCCUCGACGACGAAGAGAACGGCGAAGGACGAACGCAGUUCUCCGAGACGCUCAGCACGCAGCAGCUCCUCGUUCUCAGUCUCCUCGGCAAAGGCGCGCAGGGCAACGUCUAUCUCGUCAAGCACCGGUCCAAGAUGGUCUUCUACGCGCUAAAGACUAUCCCGAAAAGCACGGACAAGAAUGGACACUAUGCGAACCUGUUUGCAGAGCAGUUCGCGCUCAAGAUGGUGGCGGGCGACCCGCGGUUCGUGAACUUGCAAGGGUCGUUCCAGGAUGACGAGUGUUUCUACAUCCUGACCGACUUGUAUGCCUACGGCGACCUCAGGAGCGAGAUGCGCGAGGUGGGGAAGUAUGGCGAGGAAAAGGCCCGUCGUUACGCCGUCCAGAUUGCCGUGUCAGUCGAAGCCCUCCACAAGCAACGUAUCCUGCACCGCGACCUCAAGCCUGACAACCUCUUCCUCAACUCCCGCCACGACAUCAUCCUUGGGGACUUCGGCCUGUGCCGCAUUUUCGGACGCUCGAUUGCCGAACAGCCGUGGCGUGGGGCUGGAGUCCGGGCGUGGAUGCUGCCUGAGGACCAUCCCAGUCAAAAGCAGAGGAUGGGUGGAGCGGACAAGGCGAAGAGGGUUUGCGGCACCCCUAGGUACAUCGCCCCUGAGGUGUAUGGACUGGAGUCGGACGGAUGGUAUUCGUAUUCGGCGGAUAUCUUCUCGUUUGGCGUGAUCUUGUAUGAGUUGCUGCAUGGCAAGCUGCCUUUCGGGAUGAAGAACGACGACGUUGUCGAGCAUCUAGUCGUUCGUACUACUCGCGCCGAGUUAGAGGUCGAUCAAGAUGUGAGCGAGGAAGCAGGCGAUCUCCUUCGCUUAAUUUUGGCCAAGGAUCCCGGCAAGCGUCCGAGCUGGGCCGAGAUCAAGCAGCAUGCAUGGUUCCGGUCAAUCGAAUGGGAUAACGUCGCACCCAAGUCUCAGCCUCCGACGCCAAUCAUGUUUGAACACUUUGAUCCCAGUUCUGAGGCCCGGGCCACCAAGUUCGGCAAGCAAACUGCCAACAACGACCCUCCUUACUCUUUCUUCGACUGGACUUCCCCUGAGAUCCGUUGUCAGCCCUCCGUUUCUACCACCAGCAUGUACAAGGUGUCCCGCGACUGGGAGCCGAAUGCGGACAUCCUCGAGGUCAUGGGGUGGCCGGUAGGCUGCUCCCAGAGCAUCUUCGCCACCUGCCCUCCCACGAAGCCUUCGCCCGUACACCGCACUCCCCUUGUCGUCCCUGGUCCUCUCAGCACACAUCAGUCGUCUUCUGCCAUCGUCGUUCAAGCGCAUUCUGGUGGCCCUGAUCCAUCCACUUCCGACCCAUCGUCAAUGUCGCCGACUUCCGCAGUCUCCCUCAAGGGCAAGAAGGCUCAUAGUCAGCAUGGAACGAGCAAGCGUAGCACGCAUUCAGAGCCCCAGGCUCUGACCCGUGCAGUGUCAGCUCUCCCUGCUUCCUCUCCUUUCUCUGUUCUUGAGGUAAUAGAUGAGGCUCCUGUGGCCUCUAGAGCUUCCUCGUUUGACUGCGUUGACAUUGCGAAGGCCCUGGACAUCAUGGAUUCAGCCAUUCUGAUUCACACACGCGGCGAGGUUGGUGCACACUGUUCUCGUUGGAGCUCGAUGCCGAGUAAUGCCAAUGUGGAUGCGACUAUGACCAUGCCCUCUACUGGCGUCUCUCCCUUUUUCAAGUGCCUGGGCAUAGAUCGGGCUGCCGACCUCGUCACUGGCUCAAUGGCGCUGCAGCCUGUUCGCAUCCGGAGAGAUUCUUCGACCAUCCUGCCCUUCUCGGACACCGUCCCACAGACGCUCCUAGACGCUGGUGUAAUCAAGAGCAUGUCGCUGGCCUCGGUACUCAUGGACACUCCCAUCAUGCCCUUGCGGUACAGUUCCAGCGCAACAUCCUCCAGCUCCCAGGGGUCAGCCGACGACAGCACGUCUUCGACCGCCGGCACCGGCUCGAGCACCCAUUACUGGAGUAGGAACGCAAGCUCAUUCUCGCCGUCGUGGGGGUCGUGGGGCAGGUUAAGCAGCCGCGUGAAGGGCUGGUGGUCGUCUGUGGCGGGAGCUAAGGAAGCUCGUCGUCGUGAGAAGCGGAGAGCAGCCGCAUGGAUGUAAUCGAAUUUUCCAAUGACAGUCGCCGCAGAGCCUUCUUCUC